Messenger RNA from Humulus lupulus (European hop), 885 nucleotides. RefSeq names its product GPN-loop GTPase QQT2-like. The record is from RefSeq and is a predicted model, not a curated record. The transcript has 2 exons. NCBI's taxonomy places the organism in Eukaryota, Viridiplantae, Streptophyta, Magnoliopsida, Rosales, Cannabaceae. Gene Ontology annotation, molecular function: GTPase activity. Bases 1 to 822 code for a protein of 273 amino acids.
AUGGAGGCCGAUGAUGGUGAGGGUGGUGGUUGUGGUGGCCGAAUGGUGGUUAUGGUGGUAGUCUCAGUUAUUGAGAGACGAGAAGAUGAGCUUGAUUAUGUACUUGUAGACACUGCUGGUCAGAUUGAGAUAUUCACUUGGUCUGCUUCUGGUGCAAUCAUCACCGAAGCUUUUGCUUCUACAUUUCCUACUGUGGUCACAUAUGUAGUUGACACACCCCGCUCGUCUAGCCCAGUAACUUUUAUGAGCAAUAUGCUUUAUGCUUGUAGUAUACUUUACAAGACACAGUUGCCUCUUGUGCUCGCAUUUAACAAGAUCGAUGUGGCUCAACAUCAAUUUGCUUUAGAGUGGAUGGAAGAUUUUGAAGCAUUUCAAGCUGUAAUAAAUGCAGAUGACUCUUACUCCUCAACUUUAACCCAGAGCCUCUCCCUUGUACUGGAUGAGUUUUAUAAGAAUUUACAUUCUGUUGGUGUAUAUGCGGUUUCUGGUGCUGGAAUGGAUGACUUUUUUAAGGCAAUAGAAGCAAGUUCUGCAGAGUAUAUGGAAACUUAUAAGGCUGAUCUUGACAAGAGAUGUUCAGAGAAGCAGCGGUUGGAGGAAGAGCGGAGGAAGGAGAAUAUGGAUAAACUGAGGAAGGAUAUGGAGAAGUCCAACGGUGAAACUGUGGUUUUAAGUAUUGGUUUGAAAAACAAAGAAGAGACCAGUAAAGUCAUGAUGGAUGAAGAAAAUGAAGAAGUAGAUGAGGAUUUUGAGUUAUUUUCUGAAGAUGAGGAUGCUAUAGAUGAGGAUGAAGAUGAAGAGGUUUCUCGGUUCUCAUUUUAGUGGUGAUGCUUCAACCCUCGAGGGUAGUAUGAUUUGUUUGGAGCAAAACUGUGUAUAAGACUU